AUGGAAUAUUCUUCGUAAUGAUUAUUUAACUAAAACAAAAAAAUUUUGCUGUUUUAUUUGGGAUGCAAUGGAUUGUCAAUCAAAAGUGGCAGCAAUUUGUUCAAAAGAAUAUUCAAAACAAAUUGAACAAAGUACUAAAGAACAAUUUGAAACAAUGUGUAAACAGAUUGGUUCAGCAUAUAAUAGUUGGUCAUGUAAAAUGGCUAUUGAAAUUAAAAUUCUUAUUAUUAUUGGUACAAUUUUUAUUAUUUUGACAAUGUUUUGUUUGAUUAUUAGAUUUGUUUAUGGUAAAAAUUAUAAUGUUGAAUCUCAUAGUGUUGAUAAAUGUUCGAAAAGAAUAAUAACAGAUAAAUCGAUAAAUAAUGAACUAUCAUUACCAACAACAACAACAAAAACAACAACUGAAAUGUCUUCUUAAUAAUUGAAAAUAUAAAUAUUUUUUUUUGUUGUUGAUAAUUUUAAUAAAAACUCAUCUUUGAAAAAAAAUUGAUUUAUAAUCGAUUUUAUUGUUGUGAAACAUCACCAAAAACCAGCAGGCAACAAUAAAUAAUGUUACAAAUACAAUUCUAUUAUGA
This is a messenger RNA of Dermatophagoides pteronyssinus (European house dust mite), 575 nucleotides long. RefSeq lists its product as uncharacterized. The record is from RefSeq and is a predicted model, not a curated record. NCBI's taxonomy places the organism in Eukaryota, Metazoa, Arthropoda, Arachnida, Sarcoptiformes, Pyroglyphidae.